AUAUUUUAAUUGUUAGGAUUAGUUCGGUUUUGCACAUAGUGUGAAUUUCUUAAGGGGCGACAUAUAAUAUCUUAGAGUGGUGAAUUAUUUAACAGAUAAUGGCUAUAGACGGCUUUGGUGUAUACGAUGUCCUGAAAUUUGUGAUAACUUUUAGUGCUGGAAUCUAUACCGGUGUCUACAUAAGCCAGAACUAUGACGUACCACGGGUAGACCAACCUUCAAAAUUUAUUGAAAGGAUCAAGGAAAUUGCCAAUGAUCACAAGAAAAAGACACCUGCGGAGCAGUUAAUGUACGAUUUAAAAAAAGAGGCUAAAAAAGUAGUACAAUAAAUUGCAAUUAAAACUACUUCAAUUUAUUAAAUUUAAAUUAUUCUGUUUAAAAAUUAUGCUAAUG
Messenger RNA from Teleopsis dalmanni, 393 nucleotides. Its product is annotated as short transmembrane mitochondrial protein 1. The coding region runs from base 99 to 329 and encodes 76 amino acids. The transcript is spliced from 5 exons. The record is from RefSeq and is a predicted model, not a curated record. Lineage: Eukaryota; Metazoa; Arthropoda; Insecta; Diptera; Diopsidae.